This is a messenger RNA of Vespula pensylvanica (western yellowjacket), 2056 nucleotides long. Its product is annotated as zinc finger protein 70-like. NCBI's taxonomy places the organism in Eukaryota, Metazoa, Arthropoda, Insecta, Hymenoptera, Vespidae. Bases 537 to 1700 code for a protein of 387 amino acids. The record is from RefSeq and is a predicted model, not a curated record. Gene Ontology annotation, cellular component: nucleus. The transcript is spliced from 6 exons.
AUCAGUUGGUUAAUCUCAGCCAGUCAACCAAGGGCCUUGCACCUAGCAUAACGAACGACCUGAUUCUUCGCGCUCCGAACGUCAUCUGAAUUUCUAUGAGCUGACGUUUUAUUAUAAUUAAAACGCCUUUGUAUAGUGAUUCCAAAAUAGAUAAAUAUCGAAUAGAAUCAAAUUUGCUUCGAGUUACAGUGAAUAACGAACUUAAUAAUAAUAAUUUGUUAUUUUGUGAUUUUUAUUCAAUGAACGCAGAUCAUUUUAGAAAUUUACUGAUUAUGUUAAUCAAUCGACCAUCUUACAUUUUUAUAUAUAUGCAUGUGUAGAAUAAUCAGAAUUUCAACGCAAGUUUUACAAGCUAUCAUUAUCGAUCCGAUCAAAAUAAAAAGAAUUAAGCAAGUUGGAAGAGUUUUACUAUCGUUCGCUCUCUAGAAGGCACGGGAUUUAUUCUCUGUGCGCGAGGAACUUCUACGUGAAGUGUUUACGGUAGAAAUUUGAACAGUGGUGAAAUUCUUCAGUCCAUAUUCCGUGAGUUUUCUGUUAUGGAAACUUGCGUACUAAUACCGAAAGAGUUCUCUUUAGUUCUUGCCAGUGAUCAAUCCGCACGUAAAAAUGUUUAUAAAAAUGAUUCGGACUCAUUUGUCACAAAUUUACGAAUAUCGGUGUGGUCUAAUGUCUUCAUUCCAUUGGGCACACUCAUCUAUCCGUUUCAGGGGUCAAUUAGAUUCGACAAGAUUGAUCUGUACUCCCUUCUCGAUGACAACGACAUCAGACGCGAGUACGGUUGCUAUGACGAAGUCUUUUCGAACUACAAUCUUAACAAGCGUCAGUGUAACUGGAUAAGAUUUCUUCAUAUCAUUCAAACGGAUGACGAACAAGUUAAUCUUAUUGGAACAAAGGUAAAGGGUGAACCAAUUUUUGAAGUUAUCAAAGAUGUUCAACCAGAUACUGAAUUAGUAGCUUGGUUCCCACCAGUAACGUAUCCAGAUUUUAUUUUUAUUUCCCAUGAUAUGUGUUUGAGAUCCGCACUUUAUAGAUGUUUGAUCGACAGUAUCGUAGAUGAGUCACCUUUGGAUCUAUCCAUGGCUUUACUUUCACAUCACAUAUCACCAUCGAUACAGCACUCUUAUUACGAACCUGAUGAAUAUGAAUCAACCUCUGAGGAAUCAUCAUCAUCUACGCUAUCGUUAGUUGGUGAUCAUCUUGAUUGUAGUAUUUUAACUACUAUAAAAAGAGGUGACAAAGUACUUUUGCCAUGCGAUGUAUGUGGUAAAUCUUUUGAUCGUCCAUCACUCUUGAAAAGGCAUACCAGAACGCAUACUGGCGAGAAACCACACGUUUGCAUGGUAUGCAGUAAAGGUUUCUCAACAUCAAGUUCUCUAAAUACUCACAAGCGUAUUCAUAGCGGUGAAAAACCUCACCAGUGUCUUGUAUGUGGCAAGAAAUUUACAGCAUCUUCGAAUCUUUAUUAUCAUAGGAUGACUCACAUCAAGGAGAAACCACACAAAUGUUUGCAAUGCUCCAAAUCGUUCCCAACUCCUGGAGAUCUAAAGAGUCACAUGUACGUGCAUAACGGAUUAUGGCCAUUUAGGUGUCAAAUUUGUAAUCGUGGAUUCAGCAAGCCAACAAAUCUAAAGAAUCAUAUGUUAUUGCAUCUUGGAAGAUGUUCGAAUAAGAAGUUCAUUGAAUCGAUUCCAGACUUGUGACUUUUUGUGACGGUAUAUUAAUCACUAGUUACAUAGUGAGAAGGUAAUGAAUACUUUAUUAACAUGGCUUGUAGACUUAUAUUAUCUAUACUAAUUAUAUUUUAUCCAUUGCCUAUGUAUUUCUUAAGCACCAUUAGCAAUGCCAUUCGUUGCUAAAGAAAUACUAAACAAUGGAAGGCAAAUCAUUGAGCAAAUAACGUUUUAUUGUUCAAAAAGUCAGUGUUACAAACAACCUUGACGAGGUGCUUAAGUCAAUUUGUAUUCCAUUAUUUGCAAGUAUUUACUGUUUUCUAGAAUAUCGCAUAAGAAUUUAAAAUUCGAUUUUUAUCAUGAAAAAAAAAAAUAAAUAAAAGAUA